AUGCUCUUCCCCGUCCUCAGCGCGUGUAUGAGCGGCGGCGGCUUUGGCAGAGCAGCGAGGCCGGCAUCGGGCGGCGGCUUUGGUAGAGGAGGGGCGAGGCCCGCUGCAGCGCGGAAGCCGCCGCCGUCGCUCGAGGCUGUCGCCGCACGAUUUCGCAACCGGCUCCCAGCGAGUGAGUGCGAGCCGUGCGCAUGCGGCAGCGGCCUGGGGUACGCCGCGUGCUGCCAGCCUUACCAUGCCGGCGGUGCUUCUCCCGAGUCGCCCGAGCGGUGCCUGCAAGCUCGCUUCUCUGCGUUUGCGUACCGCCUGCCGCUGCCGCUCAUCGCGACCACGCACCGCGAGAACCGCGACUACCGCGAGGACCGCGUGGCCUGGGCGCGUGCGCUGGACCGCGAGGGGAUGUUCGACGGCUUUGAGUUUGCGCGCCUCUCCUUCACAGCGACGCUGCGGCCGCGGGGAGGAGGAGAGGAGGUGUCCUUCUCGGAGCGGAGCCGCUUCCUGCGCGGCGGCAGCGGCUGGCUGUACGCGAGCGGCGAGGUGACGGCGGAGGAGGGAGGGACGGUGCUCAACUGA
Emiliania huxleyi CCMP1516 is the source of this 573-nucleotide messenger RNA. RefSeq lists its product as hypothetical. The record is from RefSeq and is a predicted model, not a curated record. NCBI's taxonomy places the organism in Eukaryota, Haptophyta, Isochrysidales, Noelaerhabdaceae. The transcript has 3 exons. The coding region runs from base 1 to 573 and encodes 190 amino acids.